AUGAGUCGGUGGGCACAUCCUCGCGAGCAUCGCACCCUGGACGAGGAGGAAGGCAGCAUUUGGACGCCUCCAGCACUGGACAGGCACUGGGGCCACUUCCGGUCGCUUCUGGCAGAGGACGGCAUCUUCGAGGCCUUGCGCGAGCUGCGCUUCGCGCCCGGGGAUACCUUCGACCGGCGCUUCAAGCUGCAGGUCCACCGUCCAGAUCGACGUGGCUGCGCAUCCACUAUGGAGGCAGUGGCGCGGAGCUCCGAGACCUUGGGGCGAGUGGUGCAGCAGCUCUGCGACUUCUUCCACUUGGAGCCCCAGCGCUGCUGGGUGAACCUGUACCGCGGACACAGCGACGAUCAGGCGGCGUUUCAUCGGGACAACUUCGACGGUCGCUCCGGCGGACCUUCGGUGGACCUGGGCCUGUUCGCGUCCUUCGGGGCUCCGCGGAAGCUGUGCUGGGCCUGGGAUGAAGGCGGCCAGUCGCGCUGGGUGCUGCGCCACGGCGACGUCUUCGCCUUCGACCGCGUGGCCAACGGCGCGGGGCAGCACGCCAUCGAGCCGGACGAGUUGGCAGGGGACCGCAUCUCUGUGAGCCUUUGGGGCUGCGGGCAGAUCCCAGAUUCGAACCCAGAGGGACCGCUGAGAGAGCAGCGGCCAGUGCGGCG
This is a messenger RNA of Effrenium voratum, 656 nucleotides long. The record is from the annotation of a GenBank genome assembly. NCBI's taxonomy places the organism in Eukaryota, Dinophyceae, Suessiales, Symbiodiniaceae.